GUAUUGGUCUUUUAUUGUGAAAGGAGCAAGACCCGGAAGUGGCUAUGCAGACGAGCACAGGUAACGUGAAGGUUAGCGAUGGACCAGUCUAACAAAACAACGUGGAGGCCACCCCGAGUAUGUGAUAACUACUGGAGUGAAUUCAAACACUGCAAAAGCUUGUCCAAUCGUUUCCAUCACUACUACACCUAUGGCACUACCCCGUCAUGCCAGCAAUGGAAGGAGGACUACUACAAUUGUAGGGAGUGGGAGAAACACAAAGGCACCGAGGCAAAGGAGGAACUGCAGAAAAGUGAAAGAAACAGAGUAGCAGAGCAGAGCAAGUUCACCCCAGUAUGGAAACUGAGGCAAGAUCCACCCAGAGAUUGGCACCUACCCCUGAACCAGGACAAGCCCCAGGACUCAUGAACAUAAUGUGCACUUCUGCCAAAUGAAAGGGCAAUGAACAUAGUAUUUCACUUGGACAUAUAUGCUGGACCAUCUUCCAUCCAGCCCCAACAAUCAGCUUGUGUAAAAACACUUGCAGCUGUUUGUGGCAGCAUCUGGUGGUGAAUGAUAUGACUGCAACUAUUUAACCAGAGAAAUAAAACAAGACUUCUGCAAACAAG
Messenger RNA from Betta splendens (Siamese fighting fish), 608 nucleotides. It is a transcript of the gene c9h22orf39, whose product is annotated as chromosome 9 C22orf39 homolog. The transcript has 3 exons. Lineage: Eukaryota; Metazoa; Chordata; Actinopteri; Anabantiformes; Osphronemidae. The record is from RefSeq and is a predicted model, not a curated record. Bases 79 to 408 code for a protein of 109 amino acids.